AUGACUCGAUUAUCGGCCAAAAAAACUCUUCGCUGGAUCUUUGUCGGUGGGAAAGGAGGUGUGGGCAAGACGACGACAUCAUGCUCUCUUGCAAUCCAGCUCGCCAAAGCCCGCAAAUCAGUGUUGCUUAUCUCCACUGAUCCCGCACACAACCUGAGCGAUGCAUUUGGGCAGAAGUUUGGAAAGGAAGCCCGGCUCGUGAAUGGAUACACAAACCUCAGUGCAAUGGAAAUUGAUCCCAACGGCAGUAUCCAAGAUCUCUUGGCCAGCGGUGAAGGACAGGGCGAUGACCCUAUGUCUGGACUUGGCGUUGGGAGCAUGAUGCAGGAUUUGGCAUUCAGCAUUCCUGGCGUGGAUGAAGCUAUGUCCUUUGCGGAGGUUUUGAAGCAAGUCAAGUCUCUGUCUUAUGAGGUUAUUGUGUUCGAUACUGCCCCGACUGGCCACACCCUACGCUUUCUCCAAUUUCCCACUGUGCUUGAGAAGGCCCUCGCAAAGCUUUCCCAGCUGUCGUCUCAAUUUGGACCGAUGUUGAACUCAAUCCUUGGUUCUCGAGGUGGCCUCCCUGGUGGUCAAAACUUUGAUGAGCUUUUGCAGAAGAUGGAGUCUCUGAGAGAGACGAUUAGCGAGGUUAAUUCGCAGUUCAAGGAUCCUGAUAUGACCACCUUUGUCUGUGUCUGUAUUGCAGAGUUUUUAUCUCUGUACGAGACCGAGCGUAUGAUUCAGGAACUGACCAGUUACAACAUCGAUACCCAUGCCAUCGUAGUCAACCAACUCUUAUUUCCCAAGCAAGAUAGUGAAUGUGACCAGUGCAAUGCACGAAGGAAGAUGCAAAAGAAAUAUCUUGAGCAAAUCGAGGAGCUCUACGAAGAUUUCAACGUUGUCAGGAUGCCGCUGUUGGUUGAAGAAGUCCGAGGAAAGGAGAAGCUGGAGAAAUUCAGCGACAUGCUUAUGCACCCGUAUGUUCCUCCCCAGUGA
Molecule: messenger RNA, 975 nt
Organism: Aspergillus tanneri
Lineage: Eukaryota; Fungi; Ascomycota; Eurotiomycetes; Eurotiales; Aspergillaceae
Gene: GET3
Product: ArsA family ATPase
Exons: 4
Coding region: 1-975 (324 amino acids)
Biological process (GO): post-translational protein targeting to endoplasmic reticulum membrane
Cellular component (GO): GET complex
Molecular function (GO): ATP hydrolysis activity; ATP binding
Source: RefSeq, a predicted model, not a curated record